AUGGAGAAUGAAGAUGUUAUCGAAUCAAUCAAUGAUAGCAAAAAUGUAGAAACGGAUUUUGAAUCUAGUAAUUCCUUGAUUGAUAAUUCAAUUGGUAUCUCGUCUAUACCAUUGCGUCAUGAUAGCAUCGAUUUUAAUAAUCGUGACCAAAGUAUAGCCACGAACCUUGAUUACAUAAAUCCAUCAUAUCAACAAUCAUAUCAACAGUCAUCUGAAUCUUCAACCUCAUCAUAUCAACAGUCAUCUGAAUCAUCAACCUCAUCAUCUCAAGCCAAUACAACGAAAUCUGGACUCUUAAAUCGAGUUGGUACUUAUGUAUCAACGACACUUCGUGGAGCAGAUGAUAUCCCAUCAUCAGAAACAAUAAGAGUUGUAUUUCACGCACAUCUGCCUCCUAAUAUUGAAUCUCAUUUCGAAAGAGCCAUCCCAUGCGUUGUUGGAAAUAUCGAUGAGCUAGGAAAAUGGGAAUUUCCUAUCGUAAAGCUUAGACAACCUUAUAGAAGGCAUAUGCAUAGAACUACUUAUUGGGUUUCGGAUCCGGUUACGAUUCCAGCUUCGUGUUUUGAAACCGGUGAUGAAAUAAGAUAUCUUUAUGCUAUUUACAUUCCUAAAAGACAGGAAAGGAAGAAAAAUAAAGAUAAGGAUGAUAGGAUGGAUAUAGAUGAUAAGAAUGAAUAUAGUGGUGAUAUGUAUCGUGAGUCUCUCGGAGGGAAUUCUCGUGUUCUGAGAAAUCUUCUUAGUGAACAAAAUCAAUUUGACAUUGUGAAUCAAAUAAGAAUUGAGGGUAGUGAUUAUUGGACCAAAACCAUUCAUGAUUUCGAAUUUUUAAACUUUAUCUGGCAAUCACUUACACCUACUAAUACUAGAAACAAACUACUUGAAUAUCGUAAUAUCUUGGGUAAAUUUCAGGAAAUUACAAGGCAAGAAACAACCCAGAGAUUCAUUGUAGAGUGCAUGCAGUCAACUAGAGAUAGAGAAAAAGAAAAAAGAUUAUUUUUAUGUGUCCUUAUAGGCUACCAUAUUUUUUUACGUCAAGUGAAUGUUAUAAGUGAUGUCAACUUAAAUCCAAAAUUUCCUUCAUUGGAAUUCUUUGAAUGCCUCAAUAAAUUUCAACCUGAAAAUUGGUUGUCUGAUACUCCCGAGAUUCUUUUGGUUGCUAUUCAUGCGUUGGUUCGUAAUAAUAUGUAUCAAGAUUCAAUUGACUGGUUAAAAAAUAUGUUUGCUUAUGCACCUCUUGUGGAUCCAGGAUAUAGUUUCAUUGAUGUUGUUGCAGAAAGGAAUAUAAACCUAAGACGGUUAUUCGACUUUCUUCCUAAAUAUGUUACUCCACAUGUUAAUAAGAUUGAAGAUCCACGUGUAUAUGCAAGAGUUGGUGCG
Racocetra fulgida is the source of this 1377-nucleotide messenger RNA. The record is from the annotation of a GenBank genome assembly. NCBI's taxonomy places the organism in Eukaryota, Fungi, Glomeromycota, Glomeromycetes, Diversisporales, Gigasporaceae.